This is a messenger RNA of Erythranthe guttata (spotted monkey flower), 378 nucleotides long. RefSeq lists its product as uncharacterized. Lineage: Eukaryota; Viridiplantae; Streptophyta; Magnoliopsida; Lamiales; Phrymaceae. The record is from RefSeq and is a predicted model, not a curated record. Gene Ontology annotation, molecular function: nucleic acid binding; RNA-DNA hybrid ribonuclease activity.
AUGGUGGCACGUGGAUCAGAUAGUGUAUGUCGUUGGUGGAGUAUUGGUUCAUUUCCGGGCAAGACAAAACCGGUGGAUGGAGAAGCCCAUGCGGCACUGUAUGCGAUGUGUAUUGCUCGUAGUAAAGGAUGGGACUCGAUCAUCUUGGAAGGAGACUGUCUCCAAGAGAUUAAUCCUAUGCGUCUGAGAGAUGACUUUGUCCCUUCUUUUGGCGCUUAUAUUGAAGGCUGCAUAAACAUGAUGUCGUUUUUCUCUCGUUGUACUUUUUCCUUUAUCAGACGGCAAGGCAAUAGCCUGGCUCAUUCUUUAGCGACAAUGGCUUGUAUGGAAUAUGCAGAUGGGAUUUCACUUCCUUCUUUUUUGGCCUCUGGUACCUAA